UAGCCCCGGGGUGGUGGUGGCGGCCUGAGCGGCGCCAGUGUUGUCAGCUCCACACAUCAGCAUGGCCGCACACUAGUUUGUAGGAUUAUUCUCUCUUGUUUGCCAUACGUUUCACCACUAAUUAUCGCUCCCCCCCACUCGCCUCUGAUUUCAUUUCAACCUUAAGUGCGCGGCUACAAUCUCCGGGUUGACGUGAAGUGAGAGGCCACAGUACCAGAAUGGCUCAAGUCCCAAUGCGCAUGGCUCAGCCUAGCCUGGUGCCUCCCCACCAACAGCGACCCCCCAUGAUGGUCUCCAUGACACAACCACCACCUGUAUCCAUGCAAGGUUUGGUGAGCAUGGCGCCCAUGAUGGCUCCCGCUGGUGGGAUGGCUGUGAUGACUCAGGCCAUGAGUCACCCAGACUCAGGUGUUGGUCCGGACCACCACUCUCUCAAUGCUCCCUACCACCACCACCCUCACCACCCUCACCACCACCAUGGUCCACCAGGCCCACACCAUCCUGGUCCCCCUCCACACCACCCCAGUGGGCCUCCCCAACCUCCCCCGACAGGUCCUCCACCUCACACAGGGCCCCCUCACUCACAGUAUCACCCGGCCCAUCAUCCUGCUCAGGCCCCACAUCAUGGCCCUCACCCAUCUCAUGCACCUCAUCAUGGCCCUCAUCAUUCAGCCCCACACACUACCCCACAUUCUGCUCCACACACUGGCCCACAUUCUGCUCCACACACUGGCCCACACACUGGUCCACACUCUGGUCCACACUCUGGUCCACACUCUGGUCCCCAUUCAGGGCCACAUGGUGGGCCACAUUCUGGUGCUCAUGGGGGCCCCCAUGGUGGUCCACAUAGCCAUGGUGGUCCUCAUUCUGGGCCACAUAUGGGACUACACAGUGGUAACAGCAGCAGUGGGCCACACAACGGACCUCACAGUGGUCCACACAGCGGACCUCAUGGUGGGCCACAUGGUGGCCACCAUGGAGGACCAACACACCCUCAGUCACACCUCCAAGCGACUGCUACUGUUGCUGGUCCUCCGCACAUGACACAUCCUCCGCACUCUGUCAUGCAUCACUCCGCACCUCACCAGAUGGGUGGAAUGGGUAGUGGUGGGCCAGCGGGAAUGGGGACCUCUCCUGGUAGCAGUCACCACCAUCACCACCAACAGCAGCAGCAGCAGCAGCAGCAGCAGCAACAACACCAGCAACAGCAACAACAGCAGCAACCUCCACCACAUCAUACUCAAGUACAUCAACAACCCAUGCCCCAGACAAUGCAACAUCAGCAACAACAUCAGCAGCAGCAACAGCAGCCACCUCAACAACAGCCUCCACAGCUACAACAGCAACAACAGCAGCAGCAGCAAGAUAUUAUAGUAAAUGGCGGCAUGGUAGGCAUGAAUUCUACUGGCAAUGGUGUUGUGAACGUGGGCGGGUCCUCACCUACACACUCCUCGUCUAUGGCAUGUGUUGGUAUGACCGGAGACUCCUCAGCCACCAGUAAAGAGAAAACACCAAUGUGUCUUAUCAACGAGCUUGCUAGAUACAAUAAGAUUCAGCACCAGUACUGUUUGACUGAUGAAAAGGGACCAGCUCAUAAGAAGACUUUUACAGUAACAUUAAGGCUUGGAGAGAGUGAGGAGUACACUGCGUCGGGCCCAAGUAUCAAGAAGGCCCAACACUCUGCUGCUGCCAUAGCUCUGGAAAAGACACAGUUUAAGCAUCCACCACCAAAAACUCAAAGACAAAAUAAGCAGACCAAGUUGACACCCACAGUGGAACUUAAUGCUCUUGCAAUGAAACGAGGUGAAGCUGCCAUUUAUACUUUUAUGGAGACUCCCCGUCCUCCUAACCCCUACUUUAAUAUGCCUCCAAAUAUUCGUGCCAUGUACAACCAGAAGUACUAUGGCCGACCUCCACUUUAUCCAAUAUUCUUCGUAACAUUAAGAGUUGGCACCCGUGAGUUUAUUGGUGAAGGAACUACAGCCCAGCAAGCCAAGCAUAAUGCUGCAUCUAAGGCUUUGAAGUUGAUGAAAACACUUCCCAUGCCAGAGAAUGCUACCACGUGUACACAGGGAGGAGCAGAAGGCUGCCCCUGAAUACGGUCAAGGUAUAAACCCCAUCUCCAGGCUUAUCCAGAUUCAACAGGCCAAGAAAGAAAAGGAACCUGUAUACACACUUUUGGCAGAGAGAGGUGUGCCACGUAGAAGAGAAUUUAUCAUGCAGGUAACUGUGGGAAGUCAGAGUGCACAAGGGAGUGGACCCAACAAAAAACUGGCCAAGAGAGCAGCAGCGGAGAAUAUGCUGCAGCUCUUGGGCUACUCCCGUCCUCAACCCCAGCCAGGCAAGCCUGCCAUCAAGACAGACGGUGCAAACUCUGACCCAGACAAAACAAGGAAGGUAACGUUUCUGGAAGAUGGUGGUGACCAGCGUGGCUCAGAUGCAGCAGUUGUUGGCGGUGUGAAUAAUAUAGGUCAGCUGGGAGGACCGCCAGUUGGUGGAGGCAGGCAGCUGGUCCCUGGGCUCAUUAUGAUGCCAGAUGGCUCAGCUCUUCAUGGCUUCCAGCAGGUCCAGCCUCAAGGUAUGGGCAUGGUGAGUGUGGGUCCAAUGGUGAACAUGCAAGCAACAGCAACAAUUGCAAAGGAGUUGCUAAAAUCUGGCAAUUCUCCAACUGCAGAGGCCAUGGUGAAGCAGAACCUCCCCUCAGGACCACAGGGACCACCACAGGGACCACCACCUGGCGGACAACAAACAAGUAUGCAGCCUCCUCAGCAACAGUCAGCCAUGACAGGGCCACCACAACAGCAGCAACAGCAGCCUCCCCCUCAACAACAGGUGUCACAGCAACAGCAACAAGUGCCAGUACAACAGCAGCAGUCUAUGGUUAAUCAGAGUGCAAAUGUGACCUCAACCCAAGCAGUGAGACCCAAGGAUCAACUUAUGUAUCUUGCACAGAUUCUGGGGUUGCAGGUGCAGUUUACAGACUUCCCCAAGGGCAACAAGAGCGAAUACCUGAGCCUGGUGUCCCUGUCUACCAACCCUCCUCACGUCUCCCAUGGUGCCGGACCCACAAUUGAUGACUCCCACGACCAGGCAUGCUUAACUGCACUACGGGCUCUGGCCAAGCUGGGGUUGGACACAGUGACUGCAGCCAAGCAAGACUAAAGGUUCUAGUACUAACAUGAGGAUGAUGCCAAUACUCACAUUGUUCCUUUCAUUGCAGUUCUUUAAGUCAAUUCAGUAAGGGACAUUUUCCAAGUGUGCCUAAACAAAUGGGCUGAUAAACGUGUUAGUGCUCAAGUGAAGAUUGUAAUAAUUCUUCUUGAAACGGCACCAAAAGCGCACACAAGACAGGGCAUCACCAUAAACAUGAAUUUCAAGUUUCAAGAGUUUUUAAGACACUCUUCAUUUGUGUUCCACUUACUUAACUGACUUUUGAGAAUUCAUGGAAAUUGCAACUAUCAUGCUUUAAUGUUGAGUUACCCCAGUUAAAAAACAGGAACUCAACCUUAGAGAUAUGAUGAUGGGUUUCAUAUUACUGUAUCCUCACGUCAAAUUACUUUCGUGAUGGGCGAAGUGAACAUCUUUACUGAUGUACGUGAAGUAAUGGAUAUAUAUACGUAUAUAUAUAUACAUAUAUAUGCGGCUUGAUCAGUAAUUCUGAGCCUUCAUGAAACUUUGUGGAUGGCUAGUUAUAUAUUUUUAGUUACAAAAGUAAUGAGAGAAGUAUAAAUAAGUUUAAUCUCAUAACUGCCGAUCUCGCCGUAUAUUCUUAUUGUCUUCCUCCUCUGUGUUUUGUCCUUUUGAAAUCUUAGCAGUUUUAUUAUUUAAUUAUAUAUGUUAUCAUUAUAGAAUUGUUCCUACAAAAGAAAGAAUGACAAAUAAAUCCCAUAAUUUGAGUGAAACAGUAUGGCAAACAGGAUAUCGAGUGAUAUUGAGCUUUAGAUGUAUCUGAACUAAGGCUCAUUUUCCCUAUUAAGCAAACAGAUAAACUACAAGAAAUGUAUUGUGCCUCUCCUACAGGCUUAAGUGUGCCAAUGCUGGUUAUCUGGUGUUAGUGUUAGAGAGGAGUGUUGGAGGGAGGGAGAGACUCCCUGGAGACACUACCCCACACACAUUCUUCUCCAGCCCUCCCUCAAACACUCCCAUAAUCUUAGCUUGCUACUGUAUAACGGCUUCCCUCUUGACACCUGCUCCACCCAAUAUUUACUCACAAUGUCCCCACCUGUAUACAUUAGAUGUGUGAACUUCUUCAAACACUGGCCCCUUGACAGUUAUCUUCUGGCAUGGUAACAAGGAUCGUUGUUGACUAGUGGCGUAGCACUAGUGCUGUAAACUUGUUGAGUCUGAUCACCCUCUUGUUAUUGUCACGAGCUGAUGCUUGCAUGCUCAUUGAUGCUCAGUAUUCUUUUAACCAUUCAUUACAACACUAACAAAUACAAUGGACUAUUGUUACAGCUAAUUAAACAAAAGAAAUUUCCAGAAGGCAUCAGUGUUUAGGGUUUACUUAUAUUAUUUUUCAAAUGGUAAAGGUCAGUCAUGUUCGUGUUCUGCCAUAAGAAAAAUAUUAGGCGGUCAUCUCGUAGUGCAUCAGUGUUAUACAUGUGGUACAUUUCAAGCAGUGACUAAAUGUGUGGGUGAGUAAAGGUUUCUCUUGGCAUUAUAAUAAGCAAUGUGUAUCACUACUGCUGCUAGUCACCGUGUAGGGUCCUGGUGUUGACCUGUGUGUCAGUCAGUGUGUUUGGUGCCAUCACUGGUCCAUGCACGACCCUCCCUGCUGUCCUCAGUAGCUCUCACAUAUAUUUUACAAUUUUUCAUUCUCAGACAAAUCAAUGUUGCAGACUUGUGUAGCCAUGGCGGUGGUGGUGAGCAGAGAGAGCCUCCCCAUUGGUGUACAUUGUAAGAGUAGACACUUGCUCAGUAAUUAUCUCAAUUAAAUUGUCAGUUCAUUGAGUCAAACACACUUACUUACUGAAUUCUUGGUUAUAAUUGCUCAGGAGGCUGUUGUCUCGUUUGUGUGUGUAUAUAUUUUUGUUUAGUCUACAAUUAUGAAUAACAAUAAAAGUUUGUAAAUAAGGUGUAUGUUUGUGAAGUCUUCAUCAAUUUUUAAGGCUUGUUUCUUGAUAGCUAUUUGAUAUUUGAUGGUACUUGAAAUUAAACUUUUCAUAAUUAACUGGCAUUGAAAAGAGAGAUUCCACUUUAUACAAUACACCGAGCACUGCCGACCAAUGGCUACACAGCUUCUGAAGUUGUAAAGAGGCAAUAAUUUAGGUAGUUCAAUGCCUCUGAACAUUGUAAUACUGUACCUACAUCUUUAACACGCUGGGUUAUAAUUAAUUUAAGACCAUAUUUUAGAGGCUGUUCUUAUGAUAAAGGAUUUUUUUUAUUGCUGUAUGUUGUAUGAUAUAAAAAUAUCAUGUUCUUUCUCAUAAGAAUAGUCUUCAUGGUCCAAGAGAAUUUGAAGCUACAUUUUGUCAAAUAUGUUAUUGCUUAUGAAAUAUAAUGUUUAAUUUUUUAUUACCAGGAAACAGUGAUAAUCAUCGAGGAAAGUCUAGUAUAUGUUACUAACCUAGAGUACGGUUUAGGUAAUGACUUAUUAUAAUGAAGUUUGUACUCGUGCUUCUGUCAUUCUUAACAUCUGAUCUGGGCUAGAUUUUUCAAACAAUCACUGAUACAUUAGUGGAAACAUAUGUAGUGUGUGCCGAUGUUGCAACAGUUGGUUGUAUUAAAAAAUGCAUUGCUCAAGUUCUUACCAUUCAACAAUUAAUUUGAAGUGAUGUUUUACAAGUGUGUUGCCAUAGCUGCUUCUUCAGUACCACCCUAAGCUCUUCCUCCAACACAACCACAUGUGAAAGAAUUGGGGCAUGGUAGUGUUACUUGCCAAACCCUAUAGAUUGCAUUUAUGAGCUGUAGGAUGUGUAUUUUAACCUAAACCCAUAAGUUAUCCAGACUUAGAAUUUGUUCAUCCACUGUGGAUGUGAACUUGUACUUGCGAUGACAGGGGUUUUGCAACUGUGGCGGUUAACACUCUCAUGCUGCGAUGACAUCAUAAAAUGCCACUGAUAACAAUUAUGAACACAUAUGAAGACAACGGAAAAUAUUGCCUGAGAGGGCUGCGACUUGUGGCUCGAGUAAAUGCUGUUCCUGGUGGUGUGGUCAAGUGAGUGGGAACUUUCCCAGAAUCAUUGUGUACACUUAUGCUGUCUCAAGCAUCAUCAUAAAAAUUGGCUUGUUCAUGUUGGUAGAUUUUAGUGUUUCGUUGUAAAACGAGGAUGAUUACAAAUGUUUAUUUAAGAUAAUCGAGAUUUUUUAUUCUUGGGUAAUUAAAGCAUUGUUAUUAUUUAUGUUGAUUACUGUUAGAAUAAGGAAACAUAAUUUUCUUGUAACAUGCUAUUUCUAAUGUCAAAGUUUAUUAGUUAAUAUUUUUUCAAAGUGGAGGAGACAGAGUUGAUGCCAGUAUCAUUGUGCAUGUGCGAGCUGUACAUAUUGUGGUACUAGACUUCCACAUGCACAAGGAUAUACAAGGCACAACUUGAUUGACACGAACUUCUCUACUGUAACAAAUGAUCCUGUUAAGUUUCUCACAUUCUCUUAGUGAAGCUCAUCUAGCAACUUGUAGAAUGUAGUCAUUGAACUAUGCAAUGGUUACUAUUAUUAAACACUUAGUCCUGUUAUAAAUUUUGAACAUUAGAAGCGGAUAUACUAAGCUCUCAAUAUUUUAUUUAGAAGAGCAAGUUUAUACUAUGAUUUUACUUAACCACACCACCAGCACAUUGACUUUUGAAGUCCAAUAUUGUGAUAUGACCUAAUGUUUUGAGUCUUGCCAAGGGUUAUCGUAAGGUUCUCUAUCCCACCUUUAUUGGAAAGUGAAUCUUUAUGAAAUAUGGUGUAGAGCUGGGAAUGAGAGGUCAGGUCACAGAAGAUCAGGGUACGGGUGUAUGUGGUGCAGCUACGAUGAUUGUGCAACACCUCUCAACAUUUCCUAGUGCCCGCCUAAUUUUGUAGCCGCACCACUAUCACUUGCACCAACUUUAUUUUAUGUCUAAUAUUUUAUUUUAGUCAUGUGGUUGGUGGUUAAAUCUUAGCAUGUGUAAUUUUUCCUCUUAAGUAAAGGUAGAAACUAUAUAUUUAGUGUUUGUGCAUUGAUAACUAUUUGCUUUCUGGUGACCUGUGUGUCAAUGUUCAAUUGACUUUUUUAUGCUUACAACAUAGAAUUAUAAUGUUUAGCUGCUUGAGUAUUUUUUUUUACUUUGCUGUUGUCUUCAUGUCUAUUCAUUUAGAAUAUGUGAGUCGUCGUGGGCGUGCUGGUGGCAGCGCAUGUGGUGUCGGGCGUGCUGGUGGCGGCACAUGUGGUGUCGGGUGUGCUCUUUGCAACCCUGUAUUAACAUGCUGAUAACCAUGUGUUAAUUAAUCUGUGUUAUUCUCUAUGAAAAUGUUUAUAACUUUUUUGCUUACUAAGAAAUACUGUAUACUGAUAUUGCAUUGUGUGUGUGUGUGAAGAAGAGUUGCAUGCUCAUUAUAUAUAUAUUUGUCUUGUAAGCACAGAUUUGAACUUGUUUAAUGAAAUAACUUUCUUAGAUGAAUGUUCACAAUAAUAUUAUUGCACUUUGUGCCUACAUAGACUUUGUCAAAUAACUUCAUGCUCUUUUGCCCCUAAAUAUAUCAGAAAAUUUAGCUAAGAGCUGCCACAGUGUGAAGUUAGGGCUGAAGGUAGGCCUACCUUUAUCAUAUACAAUGUAGAAUAGACUGACAGUGUACUUCACUGAAAUAUGCAUGAAAUUUUCUUAUUUUUGUUUCUUCAAUUAAUGAUUAUAAAGGUGGUUGAGGAUGUAGCAUGAAGUGUAAUGUAUAUAAGAGUAGUAUUGAUGUGUGGAGUUUUUCUCUAGUGACUGUCUAGUGCGUCUUAAGUCAGGCUGCCCAUCCUGUGCUUCUGAUAAUUAAAGAACCACGUUCAUAUUUUAUAUGCCUGUAACAAAUUUUGAAAUGCAACAUUUGUAAUUGGUAGCCAUUUUAUAUUGUAAAUGCCAUCUUCCAGUAUAAUACUGUAUUUCUAAACAAUAAACCAUACCUUAUUCAAAAUUGAAAAUGCAUGUACUGUAUAUCGUUCCUUAUGCAAGGAUGGGACACGUAAUACAUCUAACACCUUAUCUCUCUUCUGAUAUACUUUAUAAAAAUAGUAUGAUGUAAUGAUAGAAAAAAUGUAUCAACUUGUGGAUAACUAAACAUUGUGCAUAAUUAUUUGCAAAUUUUAAGGUCUUGGCCACAACUUUAGUCGAGAUAUUUAGCGCCAGUCAAUUUGUUAAUUUGUUUCAGUUUUCUAUUUGUUUAUACAAAAUAAUCAUUUAUUUUUUAGAAAGACUUAAGUGACUGCGGAAGCAUUAAUUUAGUGAGCAUGUGUGAUGUGUUAGUACUGUAUGUGUGGUGGUAGAGGUUCUGUGCACAACCACCUCCACAACCACCACCACCGCCACCACCACCACCACCACCACCACCACCACCGCCCCAGCAUUACCACCUUAGAUGACCCUGACAGAGCCGCCUCAAUAUGGUGUGGACUAUGUAUACAAAUUGCUGUAACUUUCAUGCCUGUCUAUUGAUUGCGUGCAUUUAACUUGUGUUCAUGUACCACAUUACGUCUUUCCUGCUGACGUAAUGUUUGGUUCAUCCAGGUGUCAGUGUUUAUCUCUUAUUAGAGUAAUUAGAGACAAAAAUUACUGUUAAAUUAUAUAUUAAGUUCUGAAUAUUAUUUAUACAUGCAUUUUUUAUUUAAAUUAAUUAUUUUGUUUACAUUUAAGAACCUUUCAUGAAAUACAAGUAUAAAAUUAUUACUGAUUUUUUGUAUGAAUUGUUGAAGUAUAUACUUUUACAUAUCAAUUAUACUUUUCAAGUUAGUAUAAUAUUUGUCUUCAAUCUUAAAAUAAUAUUAAGAAUUUAUUUAAAAGUGAAUGAUCGUCGAAGAUCUGUGAAAGAAGCAUUAUGUAAUAGACCAUGCAUCAGGACCAUUAUGUUUCAGCCUCGGCUCUGUUAUGGUCAGACUACAAUAAAAGAUUGAUCUGA
Messenger RNA from Procambarus clarkii (red swamp crayfish), 9054 nucleotides. The record is from RefSeq and is a predicted model, not a curated record. Lineage: Eukaryota; Metazoa; Arthropoda; Malacostraca; Decapoda; Cambaridae.